This is a messenger RNA of Daucus carota subsp. sativus, 1487 nucleotides long. Its product is annotated as 4-hydroxy-tetrahydrodipicolinate synthase, chloroplastic. NCBI's taxonomy places the organism in Eukaryota, Viridiplantae, Streptophyta, Magnoliopsida, Apiales, Apiaceae. The transcript has 3 exons. Bases 239 to 1351 code for a protein of 370 amino acids. The record is from RefSeq and is a predicted model, not a curated record. Gene Ontology annotation, molecular function: 4-hydroxy-tetrahydrodipicolinate synthase activity.
AAGGUCAAUUAUGUACUCAAAGAAAAGGGAGCAUCACAUUGACUGACUCAACUUAAACCAGCCAUACAAAUUUCACAUUUCUCAGAUCACAUUUUCCAAUCCACCCGGCACCCACUGAUCAAAAUUUCAAAACCCUAAUUUGAUAUUCUUACACCCCCAAUCCUAAUUAUCAUCAUCGUAUAUAACCUCUAAACCUCAGACAAUUAAGACAGGGACCAGUUUAUUCUUGUCGUAAAACAUGUCGGCGGCGGUUUAUCAGCAAAUGGCGGCUCUCAAAAGCUUAAAAGGGCCCACUAUUCAGCUCCCGUCUUACAAUUCAACUCCAUCUAGUCACAACAGGAGGAAUGCAAUUUGGAGGUCUCCAAAAGCAGCAAUAAUUCCUAAUUUUCAUCUGCCGAUGCGCAGUACAGAAGUUAGAAACAGAACUUUCACAGACGACAUAAAGUCUCUCAGAUUGAUAACUGCUAUCAAAACUCCAUAUCUGCCUGAUGGUAGAUUUGAUCUUGAGGCAUAUGAUGCUCUGGUAAACUUGCAGAUUGAACACGGGGUUGAGGGUGUCAUAGUUGGUGGAACUACUGGUGAAGGCCAGUUGAUGAGCUGGGAUGAACAUAUUAUGCUAAUUGGUCACACAGUCAACUGUUUUGGUGGAUCAAUCAAGGUUAUUGGGAAUACCGGAAGCAACUCAACAAGGGAAGCCAUUCAUGCCACAGAACAGGGGUUUGCAGUUGGAAUGCAUGCAGCUUUGCACAUUAAUCCUUACUAUGGAAAGACCUCUCUUGAGGGGAUGGUUUCUCAUUUUAACAGUGUGCUCCCCAUGGGUCCAACCAUUGUCUACAAUGUACCAGGAAGAACUGGACAAGAUAUCCCCCCUCGUGUGAUCCACACUUUGGCACAAAGCCCGAACCUAGCAGGUGUCAAGGAAUGUGUAGGACAUGAUAGAGUAGACCAGUAUACCAAAAAUGGGAUCGUCGUCUGGAGCGGAAAUGAUGAUGAGUGCCAUGAUUCGAGGUGGGAUUAUGGUGCAACUGGAGUUAUAUCCGUUACUAGCAACUUGGUCCCACAGCUGAUGCGGGAACUCAUGUUUGGGGGAAACAACCCAUCCUUGAAUGCAAAGUUGUUGCCUUUGAUGGAGUGGCUCUUUGUAGAGCCGAAUCCAAUUGGAUUAAAUACAGCUCUUUCUCAGCUUGGGGUUGUAAGGCCUGUUUUCCGGUUGCCAUAUGUACCACUGCCUUUGGCCAAAAGAGUAGAGUUUGUUAAUAUAGUGAAAGAAAUAGGGAGAGAACACUUUGUAGGAGAAAAAGAUGUUCAGGUUCUUGAAGAUGACGAUUUUGUUUUAAUAGGUCGAUAUUAGGCUGUAAUCUUGAGCUUGAGAGCAAUGAGUACCUUGGUGUGUUUCUUCCUAGUGUGUUAUGCAUUUUGUGACAUAAUGAGACUGCUUCCUGUUUGUGUAUUAUAAUUAUGUUGGGUAUGAAAAUCCAUUUGGAGCA